AAUAGAACCCAAAAAUAAAACAAAAACAAAAAGAACCCAAUAUAUUUCUAAAAAUACCAACACAUUUUCCCACAAAUUACAAAACUGAGUCUUAACAGAGAAGCUGAGCUUCCCUUCUCCAUUUUCAUGGCCGCAAUUGCAGUGGCCUGAUUAUUUGUCCCUCUUCUUUCGCAAACGACUUUGAUCAGUUUUUUUUUUUUUUUUUUGGUUUCGGGAUUAGAGGGGUUUGAUUUUUCCAAAAUAUGGUUCAGUUCUGCCUCAGGCGGAGAAUUCAACGGCGUAUGAUGAUUCUGCGGCGGUGCAUUCGUCGACUCAUGGAUCGACUCCUCAUGUCUUGCCUUAGAAAAACUGUCCGUUACAGAAUGCUUCCUCAAGGCAUCGCGUCCUCGCCUUCACCGAUUGUUGUGGACGGUACUGAUUUCGAAUCCACUCAAGCUGUACCGGCGCCGGCGGAAGUACCUGUUUCGACGCCGGUGAUCAAUCGUAAUUAUGCAAUGGAUUCGGAUUUAGUCUCCUUGAAGAUCAGUCUCUUGGGAGAUUCCAAUAUUGGGAAGACUAGCUUUUUGGAAAAAUACAUGGGUGAGGAGAAAGAAGAGGUAGUUAAACAUGAAAAUGAGAAUGGGUUAAGCUCAAUUGAUAAGAUAUUAAUCGUUGGAGAUGCACGAAUUUCCUAUUCCAUUUGGGAAGUGGGAGGUGAUACGAAAUACCAGGAUCAUAUGGGAAUUGCCUGUAAAGAUUCUGUAGCUAUUCUGUUCAUGUUCGAUCUGACAAGUCGGUGUACCUUGAAUAGUGUCAUUGGAUGGUAUCAACAAGCAAGGAAAUGGAACCAGACGGCAAUUCCAGUUUUGAUUGGAACAAAGUUCGAUGAUUUCAUCCAACUACCCAUAGAUUUGCAAUGGACAAUAGCAAGUCAGGCAAGAUCAUAUGCGAAGGCAUUCAAUGCAACGCUGUUCUUUUCAAGUGCAACGUACAACAUCAAUGUAAACAAGAUCUUCAAAUUUAUCACAGCCAAGAUCUUUGACUUGCCAUGGACUGUGGAGCGCAAUCUCACAAUUGGAGAACCAAUCAUUGAUUUCUAGUGUCUUGUUUUUCCUUUUCUUUGUUUUAACUUGUACAGUAAAGUUUUUCCAAGUCCAUGGGAAGUUGUAAGGCUUACUACAAGUUAGCUUUCCUUGGAUGUUUUGGAGAAAGGCAGAGGCAGAGAGAGAGAGCCCACAUCUCCAUUCCGGAAUAACAUUUCGUCCCUCAACACUAGCAAAAAGAAAAAGCUUAAAGAAUAAAAGUAAAGAGAAAAGAUCGAGCUUUAUUUACACUAGUUAUACAGGACAAAAAAAAAGUGAAGAAAAAAGCCAUAUACAUUAGCAAUUGAAUGUUGGAGAACCAUAUCAUUUAUCUUACUUUAAUUAAACGUAUUAGUAUAUUCUUUUUUUUCUUAUCA
This is a messenger RNA of Cannabis sativa, 1438 nucleotides long. RefSeq names its product septum-promoting GTP-binding protein 1. The transcript has 6 exons. The record is from RefSeq and is a predicted model, not a curated record. NCBI's taxonomy places the organism in Eukaryota, Viridiplantae, Streptophyta, Magnoliopsida, Rosales, Cannabaceae. The coding region runs from base 243 to 1079 and encodes 278 amino acids. Gene Ontology annotation, molecular function: GTPase activity; GTP binding.